Molecule: messenger RNA, 2168 nt
Organism: Helicoverpa armigera (cotton bollworm)
Lineage: Eukaryota; Metazoa; Arthropoda; Insecta; Lepidoptera; Noctuidae
Product: disintegrin and metalloproteinase domain-containing protein 10
Exons: 13
Coding region: 63-2159 (698 amino acids)
Biological process (GO): Notch signaling pathway; membrane protein ectodomain proteolysis
Cellular component (GO): plasma membrane
Molecular function (GO): metalloendopeptidase activity
Source: RefSeq, a predicted model, not a curated record
AGUAACACAGCAAACACAUUUUAGAAAAUAUGGCCUGAUGAAAUGAAAUUCCAAAUUGUGCCAUGUCCUCAAUUCUGGUGGUAUGUGCGUGUCUACUGAUCAGUGUGACUGGCGUGGACAUCACGAAUCAGCAUCAUACUGUCUGCAGUGCUUAUGGGUACCAGGUCUUAGAAGCUAAGUUCGGAAAAGAAGUGCAUUUACUGUGCUUGAAGUUGCAGCCUCUUGGCGCAUCAACCCUAGCAUCCCAUCACACAACUUUAUAUUUGGAACCCGAAGAUGAGAUCCAGGACAAAGGCGGCUUCCCAUUAUCUGACAUCACCAUGGCAUACGGCUUUCCCGUGGAAGACCCGUCUUCUGGCACUGCUGAGGGCUACAUCGGGGAAGACCUGCAGUUCUAUGGAGUAUUGCAUUUGGGAAACAGAACUCUUCACGCAGACCCCUACGGCUAUGAUGACCCGAAGAAAUUCUUUGGGGCUUUCGAAGACGACAAUAUGGCGGCGCCACGGUCCCGACGCGAAUAUGCACAGUUCAAAAUGUUAGAUCGCGUUCCUUUCUUCCCCUUCCGAAUAGAAGACCGACAGAGGGUUCCCGGCGUGGCUCGCGCGAGGAUCUGUGACCUUCUACUCCUGGCUGAUAAAGAGUUCUUUGAGAAAGAUGCCAACUCCAGUUUGAAGCAUGUUGUGAGACGAAUGAUGCAUGCGGUCGCUCAAGCUGAUAUCAUAUUUAGGAAUGCUGACUUCAAUGAAGAUGGUGUGCCAGAUAACAUUGGUUUCUCAGUGAAGUAUAUCCUGGUGCUGACGUCAGACGAGACAAACACGCGGGUGUUCGGGGACCUUCUGACAGACAAGGCGAUAGACGGCAGAAGUUACCUGAUGCGGUUCGCCAGAUUGCGACGCCUGUCAGAAGUGUGUUUAGGAGUUGCCUUCUCUGGCCACGCCUUCCAUAAUAGGACUUUGGGAUUGAGUUUCACGUCUCUGGGCGGCGGCGUGGGCGGCGCAGCGGGCGGACUGUGUGACCGGCGCGCGUAUGGUCGCUCCUUCAACACCCUGGCCAUCGCACAUGCUACCACCGAUGAGAAGGCCAGGGUGCCUGAGAGGAUCGCUGCCCUCACACUAGCUCAUGAAAUGGGCCACAGUUUUGGCGCGCACCACGACGACAACUUCCCGGACCCGGAGUGUCGCGGCUACCUGAUGGGCUCCCAGUCUUCCACGGCCAUCAACGGGAUGAACUUCGAGUUCUCGCUGUGCAGCAAGCGUCUGAUCGCAGCCACGCUCAGCAGCAUGAGCUAUUGUCUGUUGGAGGAAGAUCAACCUUAUUGCGGGAAUGGUAUAGUAGAAAAAGGCGAGGCGUGUGACUGUGGACUUCCAUCCCGCUGCAUCCACAAGGACCCGUGCUGCACGCCUCGAGGUGGUGGUGCUGUGGUCUUCGAAGAAGGAACGUUGCACAAAGAAGGAUGUUCCGUAGCACCUUCAGCGAUGUGCCAUCCGUCACAAGGGUUAUGCUGCACCGCGAAAUGCCAGCUAGCCGACCUCAUAAAGAGUGGUAUUGACUGCCGGACUCAGGAUCAAGAGUGUACGUGCCCAGUCCUGUCAUCCGAUUGUCGCUGUGGGCUGAACGGCAGAUGUCUACCGGAUGGGUCCUGCCACGCGGCUGAGUGCGCCCGUCUAGGGCUCCGGGAAUGCGAGUGUUUGAAGAAACACGAGCAACAACCCAGAAGGGGAUUUAUACAGUCAUCAUUGCUGGGCGAUAUGGACUUGUGCGGUAUCUGCUGUGAAGUACCCGUGGUCGGCGGCCGCUUCCAAUGCGUGGGCGCCGAGGAGGUGGUGCGCGAGAGACUCGCCAGCGACAAGCCAAUACCUGAUAAUUGGCCUGACGAGGAUUAUAGGGGACCGAACAUAACAAUCCGUCUAUGCGAGGACUACUCGUGCAACGAGACGGUGCUGCGCGCAUGGCGGACCGGCAGCGCGUGCGUCACUCAGAACGUGGUCGGCGUGUGUUCGCCGCGCGGACAAUGCAAGCUUGACUUCAUUAUGCCACGGUCCAACGUCUAUCCGGAUAUCAUGAACAUUCGCAUGCACGGCAAGGACGCGUCAAGACUCGUGAAGCCAGCCUCGUUAAUAUUCAUUUCUAGUUUGCUUUUGUUUUGUUUAAUAAAAUAAUGAACAAUA